Molecule: messenger RNA, 2596 nt
Organism: Danio aesculapii
Lineage: Eukaryota; Metazoa; Chordata; Actinopteri; Cypriniformes; Danionidae
Gene: ttf1.5
Product: transcription termination factor 1
Exons: 9
Coding region: 273-1958 (561 amino acids)
Source: RefSeq, a predicted model, not a curated record
AGUGCAGGAAAAACAGUGCGCAUGGUAAACAUUCCGCCAAAAUGUUCAACUGACGUUAUAUAGUUAUUCCCUGUGCAUAAAUGUAAAGCUUAACAUAUAUUUGUAAUUCGUAACCUCGUUCCUGUGGUAAUGUGUUUGUGCCUAUGACGUGAAAUUAACGACACACGAGCAAGGAGUCGCCAGAAUAAGUUUUUACAGUCUUCGGUCAGGAGAAGUUGGAUUUUAUGUUUGUUUCGUCGUAAUUUUUACUUUUUAAAGAUUUUUAACUUAAUAUGGAUGAAAUACCGUCAUUUUCUCGUAAAGACUGUAAUGGCCGCGUUGAUGGAGAAAAGGUGAAGAAAAAGAAAAAGAGAAGUAAAACUACAGAGCAGCAUGAGCUCACUGAAAGUCCACAGGAACAGACUGAGAAACGCCGUAAAAAGAAGGAUAAGAGGAAAAACAGUAAAACUGAAUCUGAUGAUAAUCUGCAAACACAUACAGGCAAAAAGAAGAAGAGAAGAAAGCUGGAUAAUGAAGGCGAGACUUCAGUGUUGGAUGAUGGUGUCUCGAAUCAACAUGAAGCACAAACACAAGAACUUCAGGGUUCAAGGAAAGAGAAGACUUCUAGAAGAAAGAAAAAGAGAGAAAAGCUGAAACAGACAAACCGUGAAGACAUGACAAAAGAACAGACUGACAUCAGAACAGAGCAUGAGGAAGAGCCAAACACGAGAGAUGAGGAAAGCGACCCGCCUGAUGUGAUAAUUACUGCUGAAAAGCGCGAAAGUAAAACUCAAAAAAAUCAACUUGAUUCAAAGUUCCUGGAAGAACUGAAAGAAUUGUGCCCUAAAAUAAAAUUAGAAUCCCAAAGCAAGAGUUAUAUAAAAGAUAUAAUAAGGUAUGACCUGUCAAGGUUUAAGGAAUUUCGAAAACAAGGCAUCCAAAUGAGAGAUGGAAGAUUUUCCACUGCAGAAAAUGAAAGGUUAAAACUGAACGUAAGCAACUUUUUGGCUCUCACAGGAGUGAAAGAUGCUGUCAGGCUCUUUUUUCCCUGCCGGUACCCAAAAGAAGCAACGGCACUGAGAAAGUUGAAAAAGCAGCACAGGUUUUUUGAAAGGAUUGCGGAUGGAAUUCCCAGGUUUUGUGGUGAUGUUUACGAUCGUGGAGCGAAGGUCUAUGAUGAUAGAAACUAUAAGGGAACUUUUACUAAAGAAGAAGAAAAAUUACUGCUUAAAUAUUAUAAACGAUAUGGCAGGAACUGGCAAAAGAUUUCUGACAAGACAAGGCGAAAUUGUCGUGCCCUUGAGUAUCGGCUUUCACUCAUAGAUAAAAGAAGGGGACCGUGGAGGUCAAAGGAGGUGCAGAGGCUUUUAAGGGCUGUGCGAGAUCAUAUUUUAUCUGUGCUGAAGUCUGAAAACCCUAAUCAAAGGAAACCAAAAAGAGUCGAUAGAAAGAUACUGUACAAAAAUUUGCCCUGGACCAGAAUUGGUGAGACGGUUAAAACUCGAUGUUGGAUAUCAUGCAAAUCAAAAUGGAUGUCCAUACUCUCUGCUCGGAUGUCCUCAGGGACUACAUUUAAAGGCAGGAAAGCUCAGGAGGCCAAAAUCAAACUCAUUAAAGCAAUGUAUGAAUUGCAAGUGGAGGAUGCUGUGGAUAUUCCCUGGGAGGAUCUCACAGCUGUUUCCGGGGAUGUUCUUCCAUCAAACGUUCAAUCAAGGUGGCACCAGCUAAAAGUCUCCUAUGUGCCAGAUUGGAAAAACAAGUGUUUUGCAGACACUGUUGACUUUCUCUAUGAGAAUGUUUUGCCAGGCAUGAUGAAAGAGUGCGAAGACCUUGAUGAUGAUGAUGAUGAUGAUGAUAAACUUAAGGUUGACCAGAUGAAAAGUUUCCGGCUAGCAGAUAUUUUUCAAGACAUUAAUGAGGAUGAAUGCUGUGACAGUGAUGAAGAAACUGUCCAGCAGGAGAAAAACAGCUCUGCUUAAUCAAUUGCAGUCAGUGGAAAUAUUUUAAUGUUUUAAAGAAGACAUGUUCAGGUUGUACAUAGUUGCCUUUUUAUUCUCGUGUGUUUUAAUGAACUGGGCAGUGAGUAAACUGCAGUUUUAUUGCAUUUUAAAUGUAUUCUGGAUAUGAAAUAUGAUUCAUUUUGUUUGUUUAACACUUGUUUUUACAUUCUUAACAACAUGGAAACUCACAAGGAAUUAUCCUUUCUUGUAAGAGCAAACUAAAGAGCCUUGGAGGACGGCUGUCCAUUUUGUUCAUGAGCCUUUCAGAGAUGUGAUCUUCUAAGAACACUUUUUAACACAGGGCUAUGUUUUAUUUUUGGUUUUUCUUUAUUAAUAAAAAUGUUCAUUUGAAAACUGCAAGAAGUGUUUACUUGGGUUAUCUUUAAUCAAUAUUUAACCCUCUACCGCAUGGUGUUCCCAUAUGUCAACAUGAUACUUAUGUUCAUUUCCCUGCCACUGUUUCUUUAAGACCAACGUUACAUUUUUUUGUUGGAAAGAGAAGACCUUAGUGUAGCCAAUGAUGUGCUUUGGUUAAGUCACAUGACAUGCAGUGUUUUUCUGUAGCGCGACUGGUGUUUAUUGUCAGUAAUUGCUGAAUGCAAAUGUAAAUGUCAAUA